This is a messenger RNA of Sebastes umbrosus (honeycomb rockfish), 2806 nucleotides long. RefSeq names its product CDK2 associated cullin domain 1 (gene cacul1). The transcript has 8 exons. The coding region runs from base 173 to 1210 and encodes 345 amino acids. The record is from RefSeq and is a predicted model, not a curated record. Gene Ontology annotation, molecular function: ubiquitin protein ligase binding. Gene Ontology annotation, biological process: ubiquitin-dependent protein catabolic process. Lineage: Eukaryota; Metazoa; Chordata; Actinopteri; Perciformes; Sebastidae.
AGAUAACAGCGAACCAACUGUCCUGUAAUACGGCAUGUCGUAAAGAUUCAGCUAACAGUUGAACCGAGAUGGACACCACCGGAGACGCCUGACAGUUUGUUGUCUUUACAUCUACACCAGACAUGUUUCUGGGUUGACUUCAGGCUUCAAGCACACGGGACCGGUUGUGAACAUGGAGGCGAUGGAAGAUGACAGUUUGGACCUAAAAGACGAUCACAACCACAACUACUGUGCGAGCAGCAGCAGCAGCAGCAGCAGCAACAACAAGGUCCGCUCGUAUCUGAGCAGCCAGCUGGCGGAGGUAACCACGGUACCGGUACCGGGAGGAGGAGAACCGGGGACUCGACGGGGGAAGCUGAUGUGGACCGGCAGCAGCAGCAGCAGCACCGCGGGGUCAAAGUUCAUGGACUCGGAUUCAGGCAGUGAGAGCAGCGAAGUCAGCGAGACUGACUGCACGGCUCCUCCAGCCGCUGCUGAGGGCAAAUUCACCCUCGACUCUACUUCCAAGUUCCUUCUGAAUGCAAUGGCUGUAGAAGACUACCGCAAAAACCACUGGCCAAACCUGGAGAAGGCAAUAGACCGUCUGCUGAUUCAGAAUCCCACAGACCACAUCUCUGUGUCUUAUGCACAGAUAUACAGUUACGUCUACAAGUGUGUCUGUCAGCAGCACUCUGAGCUGCUCUACAAUGAUUUGACGUUAAAAAUAACAAAUCAUCUGCAGCAGGUUUCUACCCAUCUACAAGCCAGCCCACCUGAGGACUUCAUUGAGAACUUUAAUGUUGCGCUGACGCAAUACACAGCUUCUCUUCAAUGUAUAGUUCCUGUAUUUAUGUACUUGAACAAGUUCUACAUCGAGUCAAAGCUGAACAGAGACCUCAGAGAGGAUCUGAUGAAGCUGUUUGCCGAUCACGUCGCAGAAAUACAUGUGAACACACUGAUGCCUCUUCUCAUCAAAGCUCAUUCCAUGCCGUUUCAAGUGCAGCCAUCUACAAUGGCCAGCGUGGUUAAAGGCCUCUACAGCCUCCGACCAGACUGGGCCCAGUUAGCCCCGGCUCUCUUCUCUGGGUUUAUUCCCCAAAUCAACCCUCCUGCUGUGGAGUCUCUGCUGCCGGACUACGCCGCUCACGACCAGAAGUUACAGAUGGAGCUCUCCAUGAAUGGAUUUCCGCGAGGUGACCAGUCUCGCAAACGGGCCAGCGAUGACUCCUGAUGGCAGCGCCACCGUCGCCGCCAGAUUUGUUGCAGAACUAUUACUGUGCCUCCUACAUCUUUAUCACAAGUUGGCUCACUGCACUUGGUACAAUGUUGACAAUGUGUCAGUUUCAUCUCCCUCGACUCAAGGUCACAAAACACUGUGAACAACAAAGAGAACAUGAUGUUGGGUUGUUGAGCAGAAGCUUAAUCUUACUGCACUAAAAAGAAAAGCACACAGACUUCCAUUAUGGUGCUUCCCUCUGUGAUAAUGAUGCAUCCAGCUUCAGUAUUUGUGGGAUGCUGCUGUGUGCGCUGAGAUUGGUUUCGUCGUGUUCUCCUCAUUUGAAGAGUGCCUUCAUGGUGCCUUCUGAUCGGAUAUCCUAACGAGGGAUAGGCUGAUGAUGGGUAUUUCAUUCCUAACCUUUAACAUGGAAGUGUCUUUUUGAUAGACUGGGCUAAUCAACACUUUCUAUUGCUGCUAAUAAAACUGUCCAUGUGAUAAUACUACAACUCCCUCAGUUUCACCCACUGUGUCUGUAACCCAGUGGCUUGACUCAACACAAAUGAGUGUGGAAAGAAAUGAGAGCAAGGGGAACUAAGUCAUUGACUCAACUAUGAUUCUCUUCUUCAUGUUGCCUUUACUGUGUUGGUAAACCGGAUUGUAUUUUCCUGUUACGCCAAAGAGGAUUUUUUUUCUUUUUAUAUAUAUAAUGCAUUGGAUUCAAGCUGACAUUGUUAAUGUUGUAUACUGUCUGAGUCACUGAGCCAUUUAAUUUUUUGAUACUAGCAAGUUUUGAGCUUUGGUUGACCUGUUUGUUUGUUUGUUUGUUUGUUUGUUGGGCUUGAGUCAAAUUUAACUUUAAAUAUCACCUGUCUGUGUUAGCCUUGCAUGUAGGAUUGGUAGGGAUUGCCAUUUAGGACAUUACACUGUUUGCCAGACAGCUUAAACAACAACAGAAUAGUGUUUGACAAUUUCCUAAUUUUACUACAGUUUGUUUGACAACUUGCCUAAAUCAUCCCUAAACUGUAAAUACAUCGAAUCUGAUGCAUGGAUGGCCCGAGUCUGGCGUACUUGUGCAUUAAAUGUUCCUAACAUGUAUAGCCUGUUCAUGAUGUAAAUAGUUUUUGGUCUUUGCAUAGUGAGUCAGUGUACACUAGCUUUUGUCACAGAUGCAUUUUUGUUAAAUGAUUCACAUGAAUAGUAUUUGAUACAAUGUCUUACACUGUUUUAAGUGUAGACGCUCAGGCUUGCUUUUGGUUUCUGUGAGUCUUGAAAAUGGUUCUCGUUGACUUUCAAAUAAACUAAUUUCAUUAAUCGUGGGGCACAGAGGUGGUUUUAUUUUUCACUAUUCAAUAUUUAAAAUCUGGGCAAAUGUCUUUCUCUUCAAUAAGUAGGCAUUACGAUAAACCUGAAGAAGUAGAAGAAAGUCAGACUGACUGCAGAUGCCAAACACUGGACGUACUGAUUUCCUUGCUGAGAUAUCACUUUCUCUCUAACAUGCUGCAAAAAAAUAUCCAUGUUGAAAAACAACUGAACAACUGUGAAUAAACUUCCACUUGGCUCAAAUGCUGUUCCAGAAAUAUGUUACAAAUAAAUCUUUUUUCUAAAACC